Messenger RNA from Osmia bicornis bicornis, 1849 nucleotides. RefSeq names its product probable ATP-dependent RNA helicase DDX56 (gene Hlc). Gene Ontology annotation, molecular function: RNA helicase activity; nucleic acid binding; ATP binding. The record is from RefSeq and is a predicted model, not a curated record. Lineage: Eukaryota; Metazoa; Arthropoda; Insecta; Hymenoptera; Megachilidae. Gene Ontology annotation, cellular component: nucleolus. Bases 171 to 1814 code for a protein of 547 amino acids. The transcript is spliced from 6 exons.
UUUUGCCAAUAGAGAGCGCAAAAAUUAUUCCUUUUAUAGUUCUCCUCUUCAACACCAGAAGGUGCUAAUGUCAAAAAUGCGGUAAUUGUAAACAUUUUGAUCUCAAUGAUCUUCCUUGACAGCCAAGUCGACACGUGUUUUCAAGUUUGAAUUAUAUUUUUGUAUCCGCUAUGGCAUCAAACGAAAUGGAAGUAGAUGAGGAAAAUGAGGAGAAACCAAAGAAUUUUCACGAAUUAGAAUUAGACGAUAGAAUCUUGAAGGCUGUUGCAAAAUUAGGUUGGUUAGAACCUACACUAAUACAGGAGAAAGCCAUACCAUUGAUGUUAGAAGGGAAGGAUGUUUUAAUUCGAGCGCGCACAGGAUCUGGCAAAACAGCUGCAUUUGCUAUACCCUUGAUUCAAAAGAUUUUAUUAAACAAAAGAGCACAGAAGAAGCAGGACAUUAAGGGGCUUAUCAUAGCACCCAGCAAAGAACUAUGCAAACAGACACACGAUGUAAUAAUAAGUUUGACAAUAAAAUGUAGUAGAGAAGUAAAUGUUGUUGAUGUCAGUCCACAAGUAGAUCUCAUUGCACAGAAACCAUUGUUAAAUCAAAAGCCUGAUAUCAUUAUUGGUACUCCAGGGAGAUUGUUACAGCAUUUGAAAGCAAGUAACAUGAAAUUAAAACACUCCCUUGAAACAUUGAUAAUUGAUGAAGCUGAUCUGGUAUUUUCAUUUGGAUAUGAGGAUGAAAUAAGGAGCCUCCUGAGUUACUUGCCAACAGUAUACCAAGCAGCCUUGGCUUCUGCAACAUUGUCAGAAGAUGUUUUAGCACUUAAAAAAUUGGUACUCCAUCGACCAGUAACUUUAAAAUUGGAAGAGCCACCAUUAGCUCCAUUGUCUCAAUUAUCACAUUAUAGUCUUGCUGCAGAAGAAAAUGAUAAAGCUGCAAUUUUAUAUGCUUUGUUGAAAUUGAAUUUAGUUAGAGGAAAAACUAUUAUAUUCGUGAAUACAGUAGAUAGAUGUUACAAACUAAAAUUAUUCUUGGAACAGUUUGGUAUACCUACUUGUGUUUUAAAUUCCGAAUUACCGGCUCUCUCGCGAUGUAGAGCAGUUACACAGUUUAAUAGCGGAACUUAUGACAUUAUAAUAGCAUCAGAUGAAAAAUCUUUGGAAGAACCUCACAUAGUCAAAGUUAAGAAAGGAAAACGGAGAAAAGAUAAAGAAUCAGGUGUGGCGCGUGGUAUAGAUUUUCAGUUCGUGUCGAAUGUAAUUAAUUUUGAUUUUCCUCCGGAUGUGAAUUCUUACAUUCACAGGGCUGGUCGUACUGCGAGAGGAAAAAAUCAGGGAACGGCAUUGAGUUUCGUAUCGAUAAGAGAAAGGCCCCUUCUUGAACAGGUUGAAACAGAAUUGAAACAUUGUUACAAUCGUGAUACAUUAUUUAAAACGUAUCAGUUCAAACUGGAAGAAGUAGAAGGUUUUAGAUAUCGAGCGAAGGACGCGUGGAAGGCGGUAACGCGAAUAGCAGUCCGCGAAGCUCGUUUAAAAGAAAUAAAACAGGAGGUAUUGAAUUGUGAGAAAUUGAAAAGUUAUUUUGAGGAUAAUCCGAGAGAUUUACAGUCGUUGAGACAAGACAAAGCAUUACAUACUGUAAAGUUACAACCGCACUUGAAAGAUGUGCCUGAAUACAUAGUACCACCUACUCUGAAACGGCUUGUAGGCGUCGGUAGAGGAAAAAGGAAAUUUAAUAGGGACUCUACGGCAUUUAAAUCUACCGCUACGCAAUUAAAAUAUAAAGCACGUGCAUCAAAUCCUCUAAUGAGUUUACAAGUAUAAAAAGAAUAAAAACAAAAUGUCUUUUUUUUUGCUAA